AUGGCCCAAGAGGCCAAGUUACAAACUGAAAUGGCCAACAAGGCCAAAAAUAUGACCGAGUUGAAUGCAAGGACUCGAAUUGCAACUUACGUACCUGACAAACAAGAAAAAAUGGCCCAAGAGGCUAAGUUACACCAUGAAUUGGCUGGUAAAGCCAAUUUGAACUACAAAUAUUGCUUUGCAUGGGACUGCAAUGAAAUGUCAGGCCUUAGUAAGAAACUGGUGGAAUUGAAGUUGCCCAUUCAGUCGGGAAAGAAACCCGUGAAGCAGUUACCAAAAAGGUUUGCUCUAGCAGUCAUGUCAAAGAUAAAAGAAGAAAUUGAAAGACUAAUGAGAAGAAAAUUCAUCAAAACAACCAGGUAUGUUGAAUGGCUUGCUAAUAUAGUUCCUGUUAUUAAGAAGAAUGAGACAUUAUGGGUAUGCAUAGAAUUUAGAGAUUUAAACAAAGCUACCCCUAAAGAUGCAUGUCGUAAAAAUGAUUGUCGACUCGCCAACAGGCUAUGA
Molecule: messenger RNA, 504 nt
Organism: Lathyrus oleraceus (garden pea)
Lineage: Eukaryota; Viridiplantae; Streptophyta; Magnoliopsida; Fabales; Fabaceae
Exons: 2
Coding region: 1-504 (167 amino acids)
Source: RefSeq, a predicted model, not a curated record